CCUCCUCCUCCGCCUCCUCCUCCUUCCUCCUUCCUCGAGGGGUGUGUCUCUGUAUCUUGGCAUGCCCACUGCUCGCGAUGGCUGUGCCGGGCGGCUCCUCUGCCGCCAUGAGGACAGCCUCGCCGGUGACGGCCUUGCCGCCCCUGGGGGGCGCUCGGCUUCUCCCCUUGGGGGCGCUCCCCACUGUGAGGGCGCCGGUGGCACCGAGCGCGGCGGCUCCCGCCGAGCAGCGGUCGGUGGCCAUCGCCGACGCGGCCGCCCUGCGCUUGCCGUACGGCCGUGCAGUCCUGGCCGUGGAGGCGCCGCCGUCGCAGCCGAUGCCGGCGAGCAAGACCUCUGGCCUUCUUGGCGGGGCGCCCAGACGUGAUCCGAGCAGGCCGAGUCCAGCGUCGCCGGGGCGCGCUGCAGUCGGAGGCGGCGGCCGAGGCGGAGGCCCCGAGCCGCGCGGCCUUGCCCUCGAGGCCGGCGACCUGCUGCUGACGGCCGGCAGUGGGCACCGGCUGCUGACCGUCGGCCAAGCCGGGGGUCUGCUAGGCCACGUCAGCCUGGCGCUCGGGCGGCCGACGGAGAUCCACUGCGACUCCCCCGAGGGGCGCGAGCUGCGGCCCAUCCUCACGCGGGUCGGGGACCCUUCCGUUCUGUGGCAGGUGGAGACCAUGGAGUGCACGCAGAGCGAGCAGGGCCUUCACCGCUCGUUCACCCUGAUGCACGUGGACGAGGCGACGGGCAAGGUCUAUGUCAUCGGCGAGCGGAGCAUGGACGGCCAGAGGGCCUUCUCGCUCGCUGGUGAGCCAGUGCCGGUGGAGCUCUGGCGCUGCCCAGCGGAGCUUCGGUCACUAGUGCGCGGGGAGCUGGUGGACGAGGUGGUCUCCGAGAUGGAGGAGGAUGAGGAUCGGAACUGGAGCCUGGCCACCGCGAUGAAGGCGGUGUUCCUGUCGGCGUCCGGAUUCUCCACCACCGAUAAGGAGCUCCUGCUGGAGGAGAUUAAGGGCUGUUGGGGCUCCAGGCCCAUCUGCACAACUGUUGCAAUCGCCUUCUGGCAGCGCUAUUUGUGUAAGCUGGAGGGUGCCAACGCCGAGAUGGCGGCCGCCGAGGCCAUCUUGAGGUGGAUGCCGCUGAAGGCCGACCGGGGACUGCCGCAGGAGCUGCGCGACGUGAUGGCAGACUGCGGCUGGCAGCUGCUGUGCCUGUCGCCGAGGUCUGACGCGCGCUGCCCGCGCCCAUCAAGGCCAUCGUGCGAGCAGAGGGCGCGCGUCAGGACGUGCGUGGUGAGCUCCGGACGUGUGAUGACGUGUUGAGGCAGCUCACUAUUCCCGCGCGCGGCGGGGCCAUCUUUCUUUUCGUCGGCGAUCCCAUCGGAUUGGCAGCACCGCGUCCGUCCAAACGGACUGUCAGCGCCCCAUGGCCCUCUUGAUCAAUGCCCGAUCCCCUCUCUACUCGUGGCAGGAGCGGAGGAGGACAACCAUCAUGUUCUGGAGCAGUAGGGAACGCCAUGAUAAGCAUGAUGAUGCAUUGAACCCUGCCUGGCUGUCCAGUAGCGCAGAUGUCAUGGCGAAGCGGAUUGGUCUCUGAAGGGAAUUUCACAUUGCUCGAAACAUCUCAUGUUUGCAGCUGUUCGACUGUUGACAGCUGCGCGAAACUUAGUUCCCAGCUGCUCCUCCGAGCCUUUGCCAUGCACCUCGCGACUUGCUUCAUCCACACGAGUACACCUGCAGGUGUUCCACCGCACUUUGCGUAUGCAUGAAGAGUCAUAUGCUCUCAGGCGUAAUUGUAAGGUUGUGGCAUGGCCGUGUCGAUUGAAAAUGUUCGCGAAUCCUCGAGUAAGUCACGCACGAGUGGCGAAACUACCACAGUGGACCAAGAGGUCAGAUCUUGAUUAACCUGGUGGACUUUCAAGUGCGGCAGUUGAGACAUUUCAUGCCAUGGCGAGGGUGUAUCGAAAUUGGCGCUCGAGCCGCAAACCGCUCACGCCGCUGCAUGUAAUUCAUGCCGCAGACAAUGCCAGUUUUCUGAAAGUCUGUCUGGUAAGUUACGUCUUGCGGAGGUAGAGCAAGUCUUGCCUGGCUCUGCUGCACGUGUAUGCAUGUUGUGAUUGUAUGGGAUUGUUUGAACACGUUUGCUCUGCGUUGUCUCCUGGGAGCGUCAGUUCUGCAUGUCUCCCCGGAGACUCCCUGCAGCCGCGUUUGAUGCGCAGGGCGCUGUGACGGUGCGGUUGCCAUGCGCGAGUGCGGAUGAGCGCCCAGAAGGCGGGCCGCACGUGUGCGUUGCCUUUCGGUAUCUAGGAGGAGGAGGAGGAG
Molecule: messenger RNA, 2297 nt
Organism: Prorocentrum cordatum
Lineage: Eukaryota; Dinophyceae; Prorocentrales; Prorocentraceae
Source: the annotation of a GenBank genome assembly